Molecule: messenger RNA, 1445 nt
Organism: Choloepus didactylus (southern two-toed sloth)
Lineage: Eukaryota; Metazoa; Chordata; Mammalia; Pilosa; Megalonychidae
Product: small integral membrane protein 10-like protein 1
Exons: 1
Coding region: 110-316 (68 amino acids)
Source: RefSeq, a predicted model, not a curated record
GAGGCGCAGGUCUGGGGCCGGCGGCAGCGUAGCCCGUAGCCUCUCCCAGUCCGGGCUCUCAGUCGGCGAACCCGCCUCCAGAAGCUGGGCGGGUGUCAACGCCGAGUCCAUGAUCACUGAGGCGGCUUCCUCGGCCUUGGUCGUCAGGGCCUCAGGCCUGACCGCGGCCUCUGGCUCCUACCAAGUCUUCUGCAAGGGACUCUCCCGCACUCUGCUUGCCUUCUUCGACUUGGCCUGGCAGCUGUGCAUGAACUUCCCAUACUUCUACGUCGCGGGCUCCGUGAUCCUCAACAUCCGCUUGCAGGUACACUUUUAGAGCCCUGAUUAAAUUGCAGGCGUGAUGGCGGACCCACCCGAGGCCUCACAGCUAACUGGAGCUACUCCCAGUUACCCCCGGGAAGCCCUGUGGUCUCGCGAUAUUCCCAGGCGGCUUUGCUCUCCUGAUGGUCGCGGAUUGCUUGCUGGGAGGAGAAAGGAGUUAUGCGAUUCCGGAAGAAGAGAAUUUAAAUUAAGACCCACGGAAAUAUUUAAGAAGACGAGCAACCUUAAAAUAGAAACAGGAGAAAUUUAAGGAUGUGACAAAGGGCAGAGGAUGCAUUAUAAAAACGGAAGGCUGCUAAACUUUUUAGAAAAAAAUUUUUUAUGUGUGCAAGAAACUCAUGGUCCAAACCAUAAGGAAACCAGUACACUUCAGGAAUUUUGGAUUGUUUUGUAAGUAAUACAGUGAAUGAGGAAGAAGAGGAAGAGAUUAAGGGUACGAUGUGGUAGCAUUACAUUUCUUCAUCCCACAAGAGUAAAUAUCAACAAUCAAACUUCAGGUGAAAAACAAACCUGUACCGGAGAGGCAUUCUCCAAAUACCAAGCAAAGUAAAAUGCUGCGGGAUAUCUAACAAUGGUGGUACUGCAAGAAAGUGAACUCUAUUUCAUUGUCCCUAUGAAUAAGGUUGUUUCAAGGACUAUGUCAAGACCUUGGAACCUGAGAGAAGGGCAUGCAGUCAUAGUACAAAGUUUGGCUGUUCAGUGAAUCAUAUUUAAUCAUAAUAAUGUAAGUGCUGUUUAUGUUUUUAUCUUUUAAGGGACUACUUAAUUAUGGUUACAAAGUAGAAUGCAAAUGUUAUCAGCUUGAUAAUGUAAAAGGUUAGGGUUUGCAAGUGGAGAUAUUAAUGGGGGAGGAGAAAGUAAAUGGAAUGAUAGUGGCCUCCUUAUGAAGUGGGAAGUUAAGAGGUACUGUUUGUUGUUGAAGGAAGACAUGUUAUAUUACUUAAACGGUAGCCACAAAGUCUAAAGUGGUAUAUAGCUUUAUUAAAGAGAGAGGAGGGUAGGAAAAAAUAGCAUGAAAUCAACUGGAAAUGCCUAAAGAUGGAGAGUUCAGUUGGGAUGUCUCAAAAAGAAAAAUUGUUAAUAGUACUUCAUGCAUUUGAAUGUACAAAUAGAUUUUUAGUUUU